Messenger RNA from Salvelinus sp. IW2-2015, 4353 nucleotides. Its product is annotated as bromodomain testis-specific protein-like. Gene Ontology annotation, cellular component: chromatin; nucleus. Lineage: Eukaryota; Metazoa; Chordata; Actinopteri; Salmoniformes; Salmonidae. The record is from RefSeq and is a predicted model, not a curated record. Gene Ontology annotation, biological process: chromatin remodeling; regulation of DNA-templated transcription.
CCAAACUCCACUCGAAAAGCUAUUCCAACAUAUUUCUCAGCUGAACGCUUUCUUUAGGACGGGCACCAUAUCGAUGAAACAGGGAUUAGAAACGCAUUUUUGUAUAAUGUUCGAAAGAAAUUGAUUGUUUAGCGGACAUGUCCUACUCAAACAUCAACCGAAGGUUCUAGAAUGGUCAUGUGAUGUGGAUUGACCAGUUGUGUUGCAUUUUGAAAAAUACCCUGGGUUACCCGUGAUUGUUUUUUUACGAAUGCCUCUGUAGCUGUCAAACUAUCUAGGUUACUACAUCGAAAAAAAGCACGCGAAUAUCGGUGAGCUUACGGUGAACCGAUGUUUGAUGUUACUAGGAUAUUUGUGUUUAAGUAAAACUAAAUCCUGUCCCACGCUAUAGAAUAAAUCAAGAACUGAAUGUAGCACGUGAACUGGUUUGACCAAUCACCGAUCGACUUCUGAACUGAAGCGUAUAAAUGAGGCGGUUGCCCAUAGAGACGUCCGCCAUUGAAGACUAGUUUUCAACGUACUUAAUAUUGUUCAAACCUUCUGUUGUGUUUUUAUUCGUUAAAAGGCUAAAAAAAAUAGCACUUUUAUCCACCGCAUCAUCUGCGACAGUCUCAUUGGGCAUCCUUCCAGCAGAACACGGUCGGCAAGAGGGUCUGUCUCAGUUCGGCAGUAAAAACAAUCUUGUUGUGCCAGAGACGGAAAGUGGUCUUGGAGGAAUAUGUUUGAGAGCUGAGCUACAGGAAACAAGUGCCGCUCUGAAUUCCUACCCCGUGUAUACCGACCUUCGGACUGCACCACGAUGACAGACGCCGUAUGUCCCCCGAUGUCCGUGGUGGGAGGCGUGAACCCUCCUCCCCCGGAGUUCAACAAUUCCAAGAAGCCCGGCCGCAUCACAAACCAGCUGCAGUACCUGGAGAAGGUGGUGGUCAAGGCUCUGUGGAGACACAACUUCUCCUGGCCUUUCAGGACGCCUGUGGAUGCUGUCGGACUGCACAUUCCAGAUUACUAUACAAUUAUCAAGACGCCAAUGGACUUGAGCACCAUCAAGAAGCGUCUUCAGAAUAAUUAUUACUGGAAAGCGAUGGAAUGCAUAGAAGACUUCAACAAACUGUUCACCAACUGCUAUGUAUAUAAUCGGCCUGGAGAUGACAUAGUUCUGAUGGCCCAGGCCUUGGAGAAGAUCUUCCUACAGAGAGUGGCUGAGAUGCACCAGGAGGAGACUGAGAUAUCUGCCAUCACAACCAAGACCCCAGUGAAGGGUGGGAGGAAGUCCUCUGCUGGUAUUAUAAAGCUGAGGCCCCAGUCCCCUGUGUCUGAGGUGGUGUUCCAGCAGACGGUGACGGUCAUCCCUCUUGAGGCCCACCACACCAUCCCCCCUGCUGCCCAGCUCUCCUCUAAGAUAGCAGCCAAAAUCGAGAAGGGUGUGAAGAGAAAAGCAGACGCCACCACGCCGACAGCCUCUUCUCCGAUCACCAGCUGCGAGUCGUCCCCCGUCGUUGACGGCUCGACACCCUGUAAGCUGUUCUCCAGGCGGGGCAGCAGUCGGCCCAUCAAACCCCCCAGGAAAGACCUGCCUGAUUACCACCAGAGACAGACUAGUAAGCUAUCGGAUCAGCUCCGCUUCUGUAACUGCAUCCUGAAGGAGAUGUUCACCAAGAGGCACGCGGCCUACACCUGGCCCUUCUACAAGCCGGUGGAUACGGAGGCCCUGGGUCUACACGACUACCACGACGUCAUCAUGCAGCCCAUGGACCUGGGCACCAUACGGAAAAAAAUGGUUGAACGGGAAUACAUGGAUGCCCAGGAUUUUGCUGCUGAUUUCAGACUCAUGUUCUCCAACUGUUACAAAUACAACCCACCCACCCAUGAGGUUGUUAUUAUGGCAAGAAAACUCCAGGAUGUGUUUGAGGAGCGCUGGCUGAAGCUUCCAGACGAGCCAGUGAGGAGGGCGGGUGGUCCAGGACACCACAGUCACCACAGGGACAAGAGAGGGAGAGGAGAUGGGCCUGAGAGCUCCUCCAGCACAGGCAGCAGUACCGGCGAGAGCUCCUCGGAAUCAGAGUCCUCCUCAGACUCUGAGGAAGAAGAGGCCAGAGCUCUACGGUUGGCUAAGCUAGAGGAACAGUUGAAAGCGGUGCACGAUCAGCUGCAGAGACUCACCCAGGAGCCCCUGCUCAAACCGAAGGAGAAAUCAAAGGAGAGAAGAAAAAAGGAAACGAGUAGAAGACCGACGCAUGAAGACUUGAGGAAACCCAAAGUACAGAAGAAGUGCAUUAACAAGGGCACGCCAGCUGUGCAUGGCAAGAGGAGGAAGAUGGCUCUCCCUGUGGAGUCUGAGGAGGACGAGGGGCUGGCGGUGCCCAUGUUGUACGGUGAGAAGAGGCAGCUGAGCCUGGACAUCAACAAGCUGCCGGGGGACAAGCUGGGCAAGGUGGUGAACAUCAUCCAGGCCAGGGAGGCCUCGCUCCGAGACGCCAACCCUGAGGAGAUAGAGAUCGACUUUGAGACCCUCAAGCCCUCCACCCUCAGGGCCCUGGAGCGCUUCGUCACGACCUGCUUCAGGAAACGGCCCAAGAAACCCAACCUGAAUAAGCUGGUGAAAGCCAAAGGAGAGAUGCAGACUGUGAAGGAGCAGGAUGCAGAGAAACCUCGCCAGAGUAUUACUGACGAGCCGAGCUCACUGGCCAAGAAGAAAAAGGCAACAAAUGAGCCCCCUAUAGCUCCUCCUGUCCCAGACUUGGCCCGGCCGUCCCGUCUCAGUGAGAGCAGCAGCUCUUCCUCCUCCGGCUCUGACCGCUCCAGCAGUAGUAGUGAUUCUAGCACUUCUGAUAGCAGUGACUCUGAAUCAGUAAAGAAAUCUGAGAAGAAAAAGAAAUGCAAAGACACGCCACACAAGUUCAAGAUCAAGAAUUCCACAAAGAAGAAAUCUGCUAAGAAAGACCCAUUGUCGGAGUCCUCUCUCCAGACCAGCCAGCCCCCGCCUGCCUCUGCCUCGCUAGUCCCAGCAGUAGUAACAAAAGGCCUGCCUCCUCUAGAGCUACUCACGUCUCCCCCAGCCUUACACAGCCGCCUGCCUCCGCAGCCUUCAAGACCAAGUGCCAAAGCAGCACCACUACCUCGCAAAAACAUGGUGGCCCCCCUGCAGCUCACUGACAGUCAGCCCCAACAACAGCAGGACCCCCUUGCCCCCUCUGAGAGCCCCACUACUCCCUCUCUCACUCCCCCUUCUUCCUGUGACCCCACUCUUAGUCUGCCCACAGACCCACUCAACACAACAGCUGCACUCACACACGAACCUCCCUCCAGCCUGCUCUGUUCCCGCCAAACCCCUCCCUCUCCCCUAGCACUCCUCCCCUCUCCUCGGUGUCAAUCACUAGCCCAGACACAGGAGAUGAAAACUGGGCCACCUGAUAGGGCACAACAGGAAGGUCUGUCUGCGCUGCCUACCCCUCUGACCUCUCCUCCUGCAGUUUUACUACAGGCUGCUGAUGGCAGAUAUGAGCAGCAGCCGUGCCCAGUGCUGUUGUCCCCUCUACAAGACAGCCUAUUACAGCCAGUGAAGGAUGACGGGAGGCCCUCUGAAGCACUGGGGGAGACCCACUCCAGGAUUCUGCAGAAACAGCCUUAUCCCAGACACUCUGAUGGUGUGUUUGAUGGUGGAAACACCAGCCUCUCUCAUCCAGCUAAUAAACCCACUGCAGAUGGAAAAAACACACCCGCCAAAAAGGAUAUUGUCCUGAAGAACGCAGACUCCUGGGCUAGUUUGGGGAAGAUGGCCAUUUCCACUCCCUCCACGGUGAAGUCUUCAAAGGAGAGCUUUGAUAAGUUCCGCAGGGCAGCCAUUGAGAAGGAGGAGAGAGAGAGAGCUCUCACUCUAAAGAGGACUCAGAUGAAGGCUUCAGGGAAGAGAAGCCUGACCAUGCCAGUAUCGUUGCCAGUGGCAGUACCCGUGCCACCUAGAGCUGCGGAACCAGAGCACCUGCCAUGUAGAACUCCGGCGCCAGAGCCAGCAGAGAUCCCCAUGCCGACGGAGCCAAUCGUGGAGCCUCAACCUCCUAAAGCUCCAGAGCCCCUGAUAGAGGAGCCUCCAGCGGCUGCCUCAACCCAACCUCCGCCCUUCACUACCCAGACCUCUGUAGACAGAGAGAGGGAGAUGGCCCGCAGGAGAGAACAGGAGCGACGCAGACGAGAGGCUAUGUCUGGUGUCAUUGAUAUGACAAUGCAGAGUGACAUCAUGGCAACAUUUGAGAAGAACCUGGACUAAAAUAAAAUGGCAGUAGACCAUGCAGCUGGUGACUGACGUCUGUCUUCUGUUGUUGUUGGACAAUAAAUAAUAGAGGUUGUUUUAGUAAA